AUGUCUGCCUCUGCCGGUACGGUCGCCUCUGUCCUUUGUUUCAUUGCAUCGGUUAUGACCCUACUCAUCGGGCUCAUCCAUUUUGUGCAGAAGGUGGAGGACCUGGACGUCAAAUUCUCGGAUUGCAGCUUCUUCCAGGAAGACUGCAACGGAGGUUGGCGUAACGUGUUUACCUUUAGGCCGAACGUGUUCUUCGACCUUUGGACGCCAAUGGUUUUCGGCUUGCUCGGAAUUGGUUUGCACUGCAGGUUUGUUUAUCACAAGAUCGUGCUGAACUACAUGACGUACGCAUUUUUCAUGAUCGUCACUGCUCUGUUUGCAAACGUGGGCUACGUUGGAUUGUGUGGAGUGUUCACGGCAGCAUUCUCUGUUGCAUGUGCUCUGGUGUGCGUCAUAGUGCGCUUGAUGGGUGAGAUGGGCAUCGUGCUCCUUGACCUCGGGAAGUAG
Prorocentrum cordatum is the source of this 447-nucleotide messenger RNA. The record is from the annotation of a GenBank genome assembly. NCBI's taxonomy places the organism in Eukaryota, Dinophyceae, Prorocentrales, Prorocentraceae.